Acanthopagrus latus (yellowfin seabream) is the source of this 2267-nucleotide messenger RNA. It is a transcript of the gene tuft1b, whose product is annotated as tuftelin 1b. Gene Ontology annotation, biological process: intracellular signal transduction. NCBI's taxonomy places the organism in Eukaryota, Metazoa, Chordata, Actinopteri, Spariformes, Sparidae. The record is from RefSeq and is a predicted model, not a curated record. The transcript has 14 exons. The coding region runs from base 16 to 1269 and encodes 417 amino acids. Gene Ontology annotation, cellular component: intracellular anatomical structure.
UGUGUAAAAUUGGUGAUGUUACAAUUUAAGUACAGUUCAGACAUGUCAGAACAGAUUCAAGAAGAAAAACGAAAAGACAACCGAGCAAAAGGAAAAUAUUUUUUAAUGAGCGGCGGCGGCGGCGCGAGGCGGCGGACCGUUGGGACUGGAGAGGACAACAAGGCUAACGACCCUUGCAGGAGGCUUCGGCUCGCUCUACAAGAUCAGGAUCAGUCAGGCUGCACAUCGGAGAAGCACAGCAACAAGGAGAGCAGCAUAGCAGUGGUGCUGCCACAGAAACCAGAAGGGCAGGAAGAAACACUGGGACUCAUCACUCCCACAGACGAAAAAGUUGAAGUCAUUAAGGUUUUCCUUGAGGCUCGUUCACAGACUGGAGAGAGCGUCAGGAUGCUGACGGACGAGGUAUCACAGAUUCAGGAGGUGAGGUACUGCCUGAAGACUCUGAGAGAGCAGAUGGCAGCCAGGCAGCACAGUAACAACAACAAGUAUCCAGUCAAUGGCUUCAAAGUCAACGUGCCCAGCAGCCAACCAGCUACCACCAAUGGCAAUGCCGUUCUCAUCGAGCCAGACUCUCAUGUUGUGGAUAAUCAGGAGGAGACUGUGAGGCUCAGGGAAGUGACCAAGCAUCUGUACGCACAGCUGAAGGACAUGGAGAAGAGGCAUCAGGAGGAGAUGAAGAGACUGCAGGCCGAGUCAAAAGAGUACAGCGUUCGUCUGGUUGAGCAGUCUGAGCUGCUGCAGAAGGCGGAGGAGCUGUCGGAGGGGAGGGGUCAGCAGGUGGAGGAGCUGCAGAGGCUGCUGGAGAGCAUGAAGAUCGAGAGCGGCCACCUCAAAGACAAGAUGGCAGCGGGUGAGGCAGAGCUGCUGCAGCUUAAGGCCAGCAGGGAGGAUGGAAGAGAGCACGAGCAGAGGUGUGCAGAGCUGCAGAAGGAGGUGGCCACUCUGAAGGAAAAGAUUCAUCACCUUGAUGACAUGUUAAAGAGUCAGCAGAGGAAAGUCCGUCACAUGAUUGAACAGCUGCAGAACUCCCGGACUGUCAUCCAAGAGAGAGAUCGAGUCGUCAGGGACCUGGAGGAGAGGGUUGCUUACCUUGAAGCUGAGAACAGAGAAAUGCAUGACCACAUGGAGUACUUCCUGGCAGGCCAGGAACCUCCACCACUGACGCCCACUGAGAACAAGCCAGAGGUGGUUUACAGUAAAACCAUCACACCAGCGUCAUCUAACAACAAGGCCCUCCCAUUCAUCAAAGUCAUUGAGAUCAAGUCCUAAAUGGAAUGUUGACCACCGGAACCAGAAGUUUAGAUUACAGUGUACAUAAUAUUUAACCACCUAACCUUAUAUAAAAUGUAGGUCUGCAGUGAUUUGAAAAGGCUGGCUUACCAGACCUCAUGGUGAUGAAGCACACUGGUCUUGUGUUUGGACCUCAUAUGAACUUUUGAGGCUUUUCUGCAUACCUUAACAGGCUCAGUCAAAUCAAAGCCUAAAAGAGGGGGCACAGGGGAGUUCAGGUUAGGAUCCAGUGGUAGGAGGAAUCCUUAAAAAGGAAACAGGAUGGAGCUCUGCAAUGCAAAACUUUUACUGAACUUUUAAAUGUACAUAGACACAAAUCUGUUCAGGGUUUUCUCAGGAAGAGCUCAGUGAAGUUCCCUGUGUUGUGCUUCGAUUCCACUUCUUUCCCUCACAGGAUCCAAAAUAAGCUUUUAAACAGAACUGCUUUGUUAGGAUUAGAAAUGUCUGUUACACAUAAAGUACAUUCAGACAAAUGUGCAAAUAAUCACGUGAUGUUUAGUGUUGUCAGCUUGUCAGUUUCCUCAUCCACAGUCCGCAGCAGCAGGGUUCAGGGUCAGAUUCCUCAGUGCUUUGCACCUCAACGCCAAUGACCGGCAUGCAGUUGUUAAUGUUUAAAUAUGAUUUAUGUUUAACUUCCUCCUUCCUUUAUAAUUUUGACCUUAUUUUUUUCAUUCUGCUGGAGAAUACCUGUUAGAGGCUACCUGUAGAUAUUGAUGCUAGUUGAUCAGCAAUUCUGAUCUGCGCUGCCAAGUGCUGCCACACUAUCCUUAUCAUAUCCUGUUUGUACUAAAAGGUUGCAUAUUUAAUAACUGCUAACUGAUUUAUUUGGUUAAUGUACUUAUUUACAUAAUUAUGCAUUGUUUGUGUAGACUACAUGUCAUUUUCUGUAAAAUUUUCUGUUGCCAUCUAGGUUGAACAUUUUUAUAAACCGUUACAUUUACUGUGAACAUUGUAGAUAAAUAAAAAAGUGAAGUUCA